Messenger RNA from Podarcis muralis (Common wall lizard), 4586 nucleotides. It is a transcript of the gene PDE8A, whose product is annotated as phosphodiesterase 8A. Gene Ontology annotation, biological process: signal transduction. The record is from RefSeq and is a predicted model, not a curated record. Gene Ontology annotation, molecular function: 3',5'-cyclic-nucleotide phosphodiesterase activity. NCBI's taxonomy places the organism in Eukaryota, Metazoa, Chordata, Lepidosauria, Squamata, Lacertidae.
GUUUUUUAAAAAGCCAGUCUGCAGAAUAAGAUCAGAGAGGGGUUUGUGCAGGCAACAAGAUCAAUCCACCUCUGAGAGGGAAAUACAUACUCUCUCCCCUGCUCACAUGUUGCGUGCUCCUUAACAAACCUAUGAAGCGUGAUUUGAAAAUCUAGGAUUAGACCAAGAGGACUUUAGGAGGAGGGAAAGAAACCACCACAACAGCCCUCUGAGCUACUUAACAGAAGUAGCUCAGUUCAACUGUCCUACUCUGCUGGAGAAGCACUUAUUUUGUCUCCUGGGGGGGCCCACUUUGAUGUUUACACUGGAAAUCCAAGCUUUUAAAAUCAAGAGAGCAUGGAGGAAAAGGAAGACACCGGAGCUAUGGAAAACAGAAACGUUCUCAAUGGCCCUCUGUACAAGGAAGAAGAGUUAGUCCGGAAGAGAAGCCCUUUUCGAAGAAAAGAGAGGAAGUAACGUGUGAAUGUCCGUAACGCGUUUCCAGGUUUUCAAGCGCAGCUGUUGCGAAAGAGGUGCUGGAGGAAGAGGAGGGGGAAGCGUUUGGCUAGGAAGAUGAAUUUGAUGGGCGCUUCAUGAGGUUCCCACGAUAACACCAGAGGGGGCUUUAUUCGCCCCCACCCCCCGUCCAGGAAGCCCCACUUGGGAACUGAUUUAUUUUAAUCUUUUGGGUGGAAGGCAAUAUCCGACCCACUUGUGGGGGGCUUGGGGUGUGGAAGGGUAGGGCUGGGGGGGAAGCCCCCAGCUACUUCGAUGUAAUUUGCAAUACACUAGGAAUACAAACGGGGGGGGGAAUACUUCUUUUUUUUGGAGGUGCUAAGGAGGGAGCCGAGAAUUAGUACAUUCUGGCAUGGAUCUGGCUUCUAAUUAAACAGGAAGACUGGGGAGGGGGGCUGGAGAUUCCCCCCAAUUUUCUAUCUCUCUGCCCCCCCCUUUCAACUGACUUUUUUUUGGUGGGGGGGGUUUGCCAGUUAAACGCAGCUCCCUCCAGCCCUGCUUUUUAACCCACUUUCUGAGGUUGAGAUCAUCAAGACAAUCAGUUUUGUAGGGUCAAAAGGAAGAAGGGGCGGAAAGCCCCUCCGCGCGCCCCCCACCCCAAUUUCUCAUCCGCCACCAGCCAUGCGCCUUUGGGUUUGGGGUUUCUGCCUAAGGAACAGCUGACGAUGUGGAGUGAAGCCGUGGACCAGGAACCAGAUACGAACUGUUAAGAGAAAGGAGUCACCAAGGAGCCCGUUUUCCCAAGAGGAAAGGGGGGAAAGAGAAAAAGGAGACGAGGUAAUCUUGAGCACUAGCGGCUUGAAACAGCCACCAUGGGCUGCGCUCCCAGCAUCCACAUCUCAGACAGCAGGGUGGUUUAUCACAGUAGCAAAGAGACGGAGGACUCGAACUCGUCGUCGCAGCAGCAGCAACAACAGCAAGGCAACCCUGUCUCUGGAUUAUUCAUUAAAUCUUCCAACACCUCCGCGUACAAGCUGAGGACUAAUCCUUCGAAGAAAGACAAGCAAGACAACAUGGAGGGGGAGUCUCGCACCAGCAGAUCCAGUGUUAAGGCAGUGGGAACAGAUGUGCAGUUUGGGCCUAUGAGACUCCACCAAGAUCAACUUCAGGUACUUCUAGUGUUUGCCAAAGAAGACAACCAGAGUAAUGGAUUCUGCUGGGCAUGUGAGAAAGCUGGAUUUCGGUGUAACAUUGCCAGGACGCCGGAAUCUGCCCUUGAGUGCUUUCUGGAGAAACACCACGAAAUCAUCAUUAUUGAUCAUAGGCAUUCAAGAUAUUUUGAUGCAGAAGCUCUAUGCAGGUCCAUUAGAACAAGAAAGCCGUCCGAAAACACUGUUAUCAUUGGUGUAGUGAGGAGGCAUGCAGAUCGUGAAGAAUCCUCAAUAUUACCCUUCAUUUCUGCUGGCUUCACGAGGAGAUAUGUAGAAAAUCCCAACAUCAUGGCCUGUUACAACGAACUCAUUCAGCUGGAAUUUGGAGAAGUGCGGGCACAAUUCAAACUAAGGGCUUGUAAUUCAAUCUUUACAGCGUUAGAGAAAAGUCAAGAAGCCAUUGAGAUUACAAGUGAAGACCAUGUAAUACAGUACGUAAACCCUGCGUUUGAAACCGUGAUGGGCUAUCAGAAAGGCGAAUUAAUAGGAAAGGAACUAACAGAAGUGCCUACAAAUGAAAAAACUGAUUUCCUUGACACUAUUAAUUCUUGCAUCAAGAUAGAAAAGGAAUGGCAAGGAACCUACUACACUAAGAAGAAAAAUGGAGAGAGUAUACAACAAAAUGUGAAGAUCAUACCUGUCAUUGGACAGGGAGGAAAAAUUAGACACUAUGUGUCACUUAGUAGACCAUGCAAUGACAACAGUAAGGCUGAAAGGGUCUGUGAACGUGUCCAAGCUGAGUCCCAGACAGAUAUCCAGAGCUGCAGGCACAAAGACAGGCGGAAAGGCUCUUUAGAUGUCAGAUCGACCACUUCUCGGGGUAGUGAUGGCAGUUCACAGAGAAGGCAUUCCUCUAUGGCCAGAAUACAUUCCAUGACUAUUGAAGCACCCAUUACCAAGGUAAUAAAUAUUAUCAAUGCUGCACAAGAAAGUAGUCCCAUGCCGGUUGCUGAAGCCUUAGAUCGAGUUCUUGAGAUCUUGAGGACCACUGAAUUGUAUUCUCCACAACUUGGGACGAAAGAUGAAGACCCACAUACGAGUGACCUUGUUGGAGGUUUGAUGACAGAUGGCCUACGAAGAUUAUCAGGGAAUGAGUAUAUAUUAUCAGCAAAACAAACUCAUCAAGUCCCAGGCAGUUUAAUUUCGCCCAUCUCCCUUAAUGACAUACCACCACGGAUAGCAGAAGCAAUGGAAAACGAGGAAUACUGGGACUUCAACAUCUUUGAAUUGGAAGCAGCAACCCAUAAAAGGCCUUUAGUUUACCUUGGUCUCAAAAUGUUUGCCCGCUUUCGGAUCUGCGAGUUCCUCAAUUGCUCAGAGUCGACCCUGCGAUCAUGGCUGCAAGUCAUCGAAGCCAACUAUCAUUCGUCCAACUCCUACCACAACUCGACUCACUCUGCUGAUGUGCUGCACGCCACGGCCUAUUUCCUUUCCAAGGAAAGGGUUAAACAAACCUUGGAUCCCAUUGAUGAAGUUGCUGCUCUGAUUGCUGCCACUGUUCAUGACGUGGAUCAUCCAGGCCGAACAAAUUCCUUCCUGUGCAAUGCAGGAAGUGAGCUGGCCAUUUUGUACAACGACACAGCAGUGUUGGAGAGCCAUCAUGCCGCCUUGGCCUUCCAGAUCACCACACGGGACGAUAAAUGCAAUAUUUUUAAAAACAUGGAGAGGAAUGAAUACCGAACCCUCCGGCAGGCCAUUAUCGACAUGGUCCUGGCCACAGAAAUGACCAAGCACUUUGAGCACGUCAACAAGUUUGUCAACAGCAUCAACAAGCCGCUGGCAGCGCUUGAAGAGAACGGGGGUGCAAACGGAGAUAGCGAUUCCAUCAAAACCGUCCUCACGUCUCCCGAAAACCGGAUCCUGAUCAAGCGCAUGCUAAUUAAGUGUGCUGAUGUUUCCAACCCAUGUCGGCCCCUGGAGCAGUGUGUCGAGUGGGCAGGCCGCAUCUCUGAGGAAUAUUUUGCACAGACAGAUGAUGAGAAAAGACAAGGGUUGCCUGUUGUGAUGCCUGUUUUUGACCGGAAUACUUGUAGCAUCCCCAAAUCUCAAAUAUCCUUCAUUGAUUAUUUCAUCACCGACAUGUUUGACGCUUGGGAUGCCUUUGCAGAUCUUCCAAAUCUGAUGCAGCAUCUAGACAACAACUUCAAAUACUGGAAGGGGCUGGAUGACAGGAAGCUACGGACCCUCCGACCGCCCCCCGAAUAGCAACCGGGCCUCUUGGUGGUGUGAACAUUGCCCAUCCGGAGGCGUUCCUACAAACUUGCAUUUGAGAAUGCAUUUUCGGAUUUGUUUUGGUCUCUUCAGUAUUACAGCAAGGCCUUCCUGUACACAGCUUCGGAGAACUUGAGCGUUCUAAGAAUGUCUUGAGGUCAGCAGUGGACUCUUGGCAACCUCCCACCUAGGGACUCUGUGUUGAGUGAGCCUUUCAAGUUGAAUUACACUGGACUGCUGCGAUGUCUGUACUGAAGAGGGUUUGAAAGCGAACCUUUUUUUGGUUUUGUCUCACAUUUUUGGCAUUCUCUUCAUGCCAGAUUUCCAAAGCUUGAAGAUAGCCUCCUCCUCAUAAAAGAGACAAUUUUAACACAUUAAUCGGAUCUACAAGUGAAGGCGAAUGUCUCCAUCGGUGGUAAUGUCUCAACAGUUAUGAGGAUACUUUUUAAUGAGCACUUAAAGGAAGAAAAAAACCCCAGUUACAUUGAACAAUAUUUGACAUGCAAACCCUUUAUGAAGGAUUUUGGGAGGGGGGGAAACUUCUGAAAAAUGGACAUAGCUCUAUUUUUUUGCAUUGCAGAAGGCGCAAUCAUUCACUUCUGAGCACUACUGAGAGCCAGGUCUCUUUAAAAUGAGUUUAGUAGCAAAUGUAAACAAACAAACCCACCCAACCUGCAAAUCUUUUGAAGCUGAUCGUUAGACAUCUUUGAUUAAAAUAUGUUUUAUUUA